AUGAAGAAGUUAAAGGAUCAAAACUCAUCCUUGUCUUCUUCAUCACCAUCUCUAGUAGCAAAGCUUCUCAAUGCUCAAUACCAUCAUUUCCUCAAUCUCCUUUCUUGUUCCCUUAUUCUUUGUUGCGGCAUAAUCAUCGGCAUUCUCCUUCAUUCAUCUUUACAAGACAUGUCUUCAACUUCUUCACUUAGCAUCCAACGCAUCUCUCAGCUCUUCCUUGACUCAUCUCCUCCUCCUCCUCCUCCUCCUCCUCCACCUUCUCCUCCUCCACCUUCUCCUCCUCCUCCUUCUCAACCAGAGCACGAUGGGUUCAAACGGUUUCUGAAGCCACCGGAGAAGAUCAUGCACGACAUGGAAGACGAAGAGCUUUUUUGGAGAGCUUCAAUGGCGCCUAAGAUAAGGGAUUACCCUUUUCCUCGAACCCCAAAGAUUGCUUUCAUGUUCUUGACAAAGGGACAUUUGCCUCUUGCUCCUUUGUGGGAGAGAUUCUUUCGAGGACAUGAAGGUCUUUUCACUAUAUACAUUCACUCCUAUCCUUCUUCCAACGAGUCCUAUCCCGAAGAAUCCGUCUUCCAUGGCCGGCAGAUUCCAAGCAAGAGAGUGGAUUGGGGAUACGUGAAUAUGAUUGAAGCAGAACAAAGACUACUAGCAAACGCAUUACUAGACAUAUCCAACGAACGAUUCCUACUUCUCUCCGAAUCAUGCAUCCCUCUCUUCAACUUCACCACCGUUUACACUUACCUCACUCACUCAACUCAAACUCACGUCGAGUCCUACGACCAACUCGGCGGCGUAGGACGUGGCCGAUACAGCCCCGAGAUGCAGCCACGUGUCAAGCUACGCCACUGGCGCAAAGGCUCCCAAUGGUUCGAAGUGGACCGUGCCAUGGCCCUCGAGAUCAUCUCCGACGUGAUCUACUGGCCUCUCUUCUACCGCUAUUGCCACCACGGUUGCUACGCGGACGAGCAUUACAUCCCUACGCUCAUCAACAUCAAACCGAGCAUGGCUCGACGCAACUCGAACCGGACUCUCACGUGGGUCGACUGGUCCAAAGGUGGGCCUCACCCGAACCGGUUUAUCAGAUACGAGGUGACUGAAGAGUUCUUGGAGAAUCUGAGGAGUGGUGGUGAUGACUAUAGGAUGUGUUAUCACAAUGGAGUCAAAACUAAUAUUUGUUAUUUAUUUGCUCGCAAGUUCUUGCCCACUGCUCUUGGCAGGUUGCUUAGGCUUGCACCUACUUCUUUAUAUUUCUAA
Microthlaspi erraticum is the source of this 1254-nucleotide messenger RNA. The record is from the annotation of a GenBank genome assembly. Lineage: Eukaryota; Viridiplantae; Streptophyta; Magnoliopsida; Brassicales; Brassicaceae.